Salvia splendens (bonfire salvia) is the source of this 785-nucleotide messenger RNA. Its product is annotated as metalloendoproteinase 3-MMP. Lineage: Eukaryota; Viridiplantae; Streptophyta; Magnoliopsida; Lamiales; Lamiaceae. Bases 1 to 738 code for a protein of 245 amino acids. Gene Ontology annotation, molecular function: metalloendopeptidase activity; zinc ion binding. The record is from RefSeq and is a predicted model, not a curated record. Gene Ontology annotation, cellular component: extracellular matrix. The transcript is spliced from 2 exons. Gene Ontology annotation, biological process: extracellular matrix organization; collagen catabolic process; proteolysis.
AUGUCAAAUAAGCAAUUUGGCUAUCUCAAAUACCAAAACAAAACCCAUGCCACUGGUGAUGAUUUCGAUGAUAUUCUUGAAUCAGCUCUCAAAACCUAUCAAGAAAACUACCACAUGAAACCCUCAUGUGUUGUUGACGAUGCAACGAUAUCAAAACUGAUAACCCCACGUUGUGGGGUACCUGAUAUCGUUAACGGCAUUAACUACAUGCAACCUCGUGGCAAGAAACACAACAUCCACACAGUAUCCCACUAUAGUUUUUUUAAAGGAAACCCUAAAUGGCCAUCUACUAAAACCCAUCUCACUUAUAGAUUCUUGUCCAACGUUCCCACAUAUGCUAUAGCCCCUGUGGCAGGUGCCUUCCAAAAGUGGGAGUCUUCAACCCACUUCACCUUUGCACGAGUCCAAACCAAUCAAAAUUCUGAUUUGGAAAUAGGGUUCUUUAGAGGUGAUCACGGAGAUGGAAUUCAAAACGCUUUUGAUGAAAAAAGCAUAGCUCAUGCAUCUGCACCACCUGGUGGAAGGUUCCACUACGAUGCAGAUGAUAAAUGGUCCGUUGAGCCAGCUGCAGAUGCUUUCCACCUAGAAACUGUUGCGCUUCACGAAAUCGGACACCUUUUGGGGUUUGGACAUAGUUUGAUUAAUGCAGCAAUCAUGUAUUCUACUUUCAGCCACGGAGAAGUCAAGAUCUUGAAUGCAGAUGAUAUUGCAGGGAUAAGAGCUUUGUACAAUCGUUAAAAUAUUAGAUUUAAAGUUGUUACAGUAAUUUAUGUAUUUUUGCAUGU